Aspergillus heteromorphus CBS 117.55 is the source of this 2042-nucleotide messenger RNA. RefSeq names its product putative C6 transcription factor (AmyR). Bases 184 to 2028 code for a protein of 614 amino acids. Gene Ontology annotation, molecular function: DNA binding; DNA-binding transcription factor activity, RNA polymerase II-specific; zinc ion binding. The record is from RefSeq and is a predicted model, not a curated record. Lineage: Eukaryota; Fungi; Ascomycota; Eurotiomycetes; Eurotiales; Aspergillaceae. Gene Ontology annotation, biological process: DNA-templated transcription; regulation of DNA-templated transcription. The transcript is spliced from 3 exons.
CCCCGAAUCCCCCCCCCUCAAACCCCUCCUCCAGCAAUCGCAAGAUUCUCGGUCACUGCAACACCAACACAUCUCUCAUGCAAGCAUUCCUCGCAUGAAGUAAAAUGAAGUCGCCAGCGUCUCGCACUAUUACUGCCGGUACUGCUAACAUCUGACGAGACCCGACUUCGCCUUCGCAUACAAAUGGACUCACACUCUUCCCCCGCCAAACCGAAAUCCUCCAAGCAAGCCUGCGAUAAUUGUCGUCGGCGAAAGAUAAAAUGCUCGCGAGAGCUGCCUUGCGACAAGUGUCAACGGCUUCUUCUCUCCUGCUCCUAUAGCGAUGUUCUCCGGCGCAAAGGCCCUAAGUUCCGCACCCUCUAUCCUUUGGCGCCUAUCCAUCCCCUCGUCUCGCGACAACAGGAUGCAUACCACCAGCAUCCGCCCCAGGGCUCCCUGGAGAAACAGUGGACUACAGAUGCUGUAGGAUACCCGAUGACAAGCUCGCCACCGUCGCCCCCCUUUACGGUGCCUGACCCUCCAUACUCAUACCAUGACGCUUCUGAGCCGUUCACCCAGCUCCCUCCCGAGCUGGUCUCCUCUCCUAGCUCAACCAACUCAUUAACGGACUCUAGCACACAUCUAGUGCGCCCCUUCGCACGAAGAUUGUCACCGCCGGUCCUGCUUGCUCAUGUGAAUGUCUACUUGAAGUAUCUAUUCCCCAUAAUGCCAGUGGUGCGAAAGGAGGAGCUCCAGAAAGACUGCCAUCAGCCAGAACGAUUGUCUCCCCAGCGUUAUGCGUUUCUGGUUGCUAUAUGUGCAGCCACACAUAUACAGCUCAAGCUGGAUGGCACAGCACCCGUCUCCGACCCCACGCAUUUCCAAGCCGGAAUCGACAGACAGUCUUGGAUGUCUGGGGAGGAAUUGCUGGUUGAGGCGGUACGCGCAAGGAAGGAUUGCGACCCAGUGGACGGAAUGAACAUCGAGAGCCUUCUUACGUCAUUUUUUCUGUUUGCGUCCUAUGGAAAUCUGGAUAGACAGGAUCACGCAUGGUUCUAUCUAUGCCAGGCGACCUCAAUGGUCUUUACCCUGGGCCUUCACCGGGAAUCCACCUAUGCGGAAUUGAGUGUCGAGGAAGCGGAGGAAAAAAGGAGAGUUUUCUGGCUGCUGUUUGUCACGGAAAGGGGCUAUGCACUUCAACAGGCGAAGCCAGUCAUGCUGCGCAACUCCAUUCGCAAACCACAAGUUCUCUGUUCCGAAGAUCCUAUCCUAGCCUAUGGCUUUAUCAAUCUCAUCAGUGUCUUCGAAAAACUGACAGUCAAUCUAUACGACUGGGUAUCCGCCGGCGGCAUUGAUGGCUCCUCCGAAAUUCCCCCCACAUCCGCUAUCCAAUCGAGUCUUUGCAACGCAAUAUCGCUUGAAGGAGUGUCUGAGAUCCAAAAGGUUGACAUACUCAUCACCCAACAAUGGCUACAAACCGUAAUGUGGAAGCUCUCGAUGACUCGCGCCACUCAGCCCGGCUCGCGGGACGAGGCAGUGCUCCCCUUCCAUCUCCCUGUGCUGGUUGGAAAAGCAGUGAUGAACACCAUUGGCGCUGCCUCCCAGGGAGCUGUCGAUGCGCAUGGCAUCGGAAUGGAACAAAAACUCUUCGACCUAGGCACUUCCGUCGCAGAUGUCGCCCGAUCGCUCGGCACCAAAGCGGCGCACCGACUCACCGAAGCAGCCGUCGACCCCCGCGAACUCCUCUGGGGAAUCCUCACCACUUUAUCUCGCAUCCGCGGCUCCCAGUCAUACCUCUUUCCCUCCCUACUGGAACGAUGCAAAGGCGCCCUUGAUUUCACCUCCCCCACCUCCAUGAGCAACUUCCUCCCUCUACCACCACCACAGCCACCGACCACAUCAUCUUGGGGCGGCGAACGUGGACUAACCGUGGUCUCCUUGCCCGAGAACCCAGAUCUCCGUGAGCAAGAUACCAAUGACGCGGAAUCAUUGUCCCGUAUUCUUGCCUCUUCGCAGGUACCAUUUCACGACGGGAAUCUCAUGAAUUAAGAGCAAUGAUGCAU